AAGACAAAAUAACAGUUAACGACUGUUAUCAUCUUGCUCUAUAUAAGAAACAAGGUGUUAUUAACAUCAUCACUCGGUGGCGUUUGGCGUGUAGAGUAAGGUUGGCGGCCGCUACCAUGUCCGUUGGUCUUCCGAAACCUGCGACUGUGGAUAAAGGUAUUUUAUCAAAAGUACGCGAUGAAGAUGUUCCGAAAAUGCUCUUCCUCUCUGUCAAUCCUAAUAAGAUUGAAGAGCAAGAGACAACCUGCGCGGCCUCUGGCUAUACCGACGGCGUCAGUAUCGGCAAGAAAGUCGUGGUGACAGAAUUCCGAGGCGAAGACACGUCAGAUUCCGUCACAAGAUUAUUGGAGAAAUUUGAGAGAUCUUUGAGAGAGAAGAGCAUAAACCAAGUACGCCGCGAGCUGCAACUCCGCAUCCUCAAACUCAGCAGUGUGGAGUUUAACACCAACACCCUGAGCACCCUGGAGAGUAACUUCUCCGACGAAAACGAUCAGCUCAGCAACGAGGAAGAAGAUAUUCUGGAAUUCACCGAAAUCUUCGAGAUGUUCAACAUAUCCGCGCCCGAGAAUAUCAAAGUCAAUUUCGGGAAUAUCAUUUCGAGCAAGAAGAUUCCGCUGAAGAGGGGCGACAUCGGGCAUUAUAGCAAGAAGACCUUCUUCGUAUACGCGGAGAACAAGAUCAUGAUGAAAAUCUGCGACUCCCUCACUCCCCAGGACGUUUAUUGCCUCUACGAGAUCAUACGGGAGUCGAAGGCCAUAGAGAAUGAUGACAAAGUGAAGGACCUUUUGUCUCAGGAGAUAGACCAAGAGGCGCUGGCGAAAGUGCGUGGCUUAAAGGACGUGGCCUUCUACUACCUCACGCUCAUAAUGAUGAGGAAACGACUCCUCAACCGCCUUUACACUCACAGACUCGUUUUCCUCUUCGAUCAGCUGAAGGCAAUGAAGAGAGGACAAGACCCUAAUAUCGAUCGCAUUCUGGACACCCUCAACCGAUACCCCGUGGCUUCUCGACCUCCAGGACUGUGCAUCGUGUUCAACAUGAUGGAGAACAGGAACGGGGCAGCCAAGGACCUCGUCAAAGUGAAGGAGCUGUUUGAAAAGGAAUAUAAGUUUGAUGUCUUCGUGAAAAUUGACCCCACAGCUGAAGAGAUAAAGACAAUUGUUAGCAAACUCAAGGCAGCUAGGAACAAGUUUUACGACAGCCUGGUCGUGUGGUUCAUGGGCCACGGAAACAAGACUUACCUUACUGUGAAAAAUGAACAGCGCAUUCAUCGACGCACCGACCUCAUCCAACCCUUCACGGAAAUUGAGUGGUUUAACAAGAAGCCCAAACUGUUCUUCAUACAGGCGUGUGCUGUGAAGAAAGAUCGAAAGAGGUUUUCGUCAACGUCGCAGCCCAAGGAACUGUCGGCUCUCCAGACAUCCACUGACUCCAUCGGAUGGCGCGCCCCUGCUAGCAACGAGUGGCAGGACAAGUACGCCAGUUAUACAGACGUGUCUCAGGUGAACUCCUUCGCUGACACGCUCAUCUCCUACGCGACCAUGUGGUACCAGUACGCUUCUAGAGGCGAGGAAGGUUCUCUGUACGUUGACACACUAGUGGACCAGCUGAGGCAAUAUGGGUGCAAGGAGAGCGUUGAAAAUGUUCUUCGUCGUGUUCACUAUAACGUGAACACAGUGGCUCUUUUGCACAGUGAACAGGGCCAGGACAUUACGUGGAAGCAGGCACCCUACUUUGAAUCCUCACUACAAAAGGCUUUCAUAUUCCCAAAGCCUGAAAGAGUAGUGGUAAAUUGAAGGAUUUGUAACCAUACAGUACAGAUAUAUUUGCACACUUAUGCAGUUACAACCUCCCAUGAACAUGCCUACAAGGUAAGUACCUUUUUUAUAUAAUGUCAUUCAUUUCAUAUCUGGCUGUAAAGGAUUGUUUGUUAGAAGGAAUUACGUGUUAUUCUAGUCAUCAUCAGUGUACUCAAAAGCUGUUCGAAAUUCAGCAAGAAUUAUUAAUGAUUUACUUAUGUAUUUGUUAAAUGAUUACAUUGAUAAAUUGUUCCUUUUAAUUCUUGUGUAACAUUAAUGAUUAAUUCAUAUGCGAUCUGCCUUUUAAACUGUAAAGAACCUACUUAGUCAUAAAAUUUUAACAACAUUGCUUUGAUCUCUGGAAUAAGAAUGGUUUUGGCUAUGGACCCUUCAUCUUCUAUCUUUAUCUAGAACAAUUACUAUAUAAAAGAUGUCUUCCACAUGACUCAUUAGCCUUUGGUGAUAACCAACAGAAAUGUAGUGGAAUAUUCUUAUCUGACCUGAAUGGCAAAUUAUCAUAUGCAAACAGGUGACUGGGAAAAAUGCAGAUAUCUGAAAUACUGUGAGUCUUCUCUGAAUUAAUGAACUGAAAGCAGUGGAAAUAUAUAUUUGUCCGAGAUACACGGAAAGCAAUGCAAUAAUGGAUAAUACUUACUCAAAAACCUCUGAAAAUCAAACAGUUAUGCGACCUAUCAAACACUUAGAUUAUUUGAAGAAUGCUAUUUUCUGUCCAGCUGGGGCCACAUAUAUCACUAAUAUUAAUAUUCCACUUGUUAAAAUAUGCUAAUAAAGUGAAAAAAGGAGAUGAAUUCCGAGAGAAAGAUGAUGUUUGGCUGCAGCUCGGUACAAACAGUUUAGAACAUUUGACGAAAUUACAAUGUUUUUUUACUUAGCUAUCAAUGAGCAGAGGCAUCAGCAAGGAACAAAGAGGAAACAGCCACCCAACCACUUCUGACUCAAUAGCUUCUUCAGAACAUACAUCUUACACUCACUGAGAUAUGAGACACCAGUUUGCUUACAACGUUUGACUUCAGUGAUGAGACAAAGAAAUAUGAAGUCUUAAUACAUUUAAACUGACAUUUAGACGAUUCACAAUUGUGUAUGGUAUAUGUCCUCUUCUAUGAUCAUCAAUGAACCACAGAAGCACUCUUAUUUAUUAAUAUGUUUUUGUGUUAUUAACUAAUGUAUACCCUUCUGGAUAAUCAUGUGUACAAACUAUCUAUUUAGUUUCCAUUAUUUUUCCUUUCUUGAUGCAACUACAGUGUCUAUAAACUGAAUAUGCAUUUUGUUAAUACUACUUCUGUUUCUAUAUAUUUUACUCUCUGUAUUUUAUUUUCCCUUGUUCUACUAAAUGAAAUAAUGACGAGGGCUUCAUUUGUAAGAAGAUCUCUUCUAAAUCAACAAUCAAAUAUUUUCUUUGAAUUCAUGUAAUACAUAAAAUUGUACCACUGCACAUAUACCUUUAUUGUAAUAAUCCUUGCAAGAAAAUGAAUGCCAGAGAGAGCAGGUGGUGUCUAUUUUAACUAAUAUUAUAAAUAACUGCAACAACAUCCAUUACUUCUUUAUAAAUAUAUGCCAUGCUCCCAAUCUGUGGUUUGGACUCAUA
Messenger RNA from Penaeus monodon (black tiger shrimp), 3405 nucleotides. RefSeq lists its product as uncharacterized. Gene Ontology annotation, biological process: proteolysis. The transcript is spliced from 7 exons. Bases 117 to 1796 code for a protein of 559 amino acids. Gene Ontology annotation, molecular function: cysteine-type endopeptidase activity. NCBI's taxonomy places the organism in Eukaryota, Metazoa, Arthropoda, Malacostraca, Decapoda, Penaeidae. The record is from RefSeq and is a predicted model, not a curated record.